UUGCUCAUAAGUGUGACGUCAUGGCGUCGCCACCGCCUCUAAAGAGCUGCAGCUGAACGCCGCAGAAGCGGUCCAGUACUUCAUUUCGGAAGAUGGAGGCUAAGGGAGAUGAACAGUAUGGCCGAUCCGAUAGCUAUCGGGUGGCCGUCACUCCAAAUGUGGCCGAUGGCAACGCCCCCGCAGCGGUAAAGACAAAUCCAGCGGGACGCAAGACCAAAAAGAAAGGUGGAGCUGACCUAGAUGACCUCAAGAAAGAGGUGUCCAUGGAUGAACACAAAAUACCAAUCGAUGAGCUCUAUUCAAGGUUACGCACAAAUCCUGAAAGGGUAUUAUAUCUAGGAAUUGUCUUAUCAGCAGUGGUAAUCAUCACCGGGUGCUUUUCCUAUUACCAAGAAGCAAGAAGUUCCAAGAUCAUGGAAUCCUUUAAAAAUAUGGUUCCUCAAUAUGCAACUGUUCUUCGAGAUGGUCAAAAGUUCAGUAUUCCGGCCGAAGAAGUUGUAGUUGGUGAUAUUGUGGAGGUGAAAAGCGGUGAUAGAAUCCCAGCAGACAUCCGGGUAAUCGCUUCUCACAGCUUUAAAGUUGACAACUCUUCUUUGACUGGAGAAUCAGAAGCACAGACCAGGUCACCAGAACUUACCAACGACAAUCCAUUGGAAACAAGGAACAUAGCAUUUUUCUCAACCAACUGUGUGGAAGGCACUGGAACGGGGAUAGUUAUCAACACCGGUGACCGCACAGUGAUGGGUCGUAUUGCUAACCUGGCUUCUGGGUUGGAAAUGGGAGACACACCCAUAGCCCGAGAAAUCGCCCACUUCAUCCACAUCAUCACCGGAGUAGCUGUCUUCCUGGGGAUCUCUUUUUUCUUUGUCGCUUUCAUCUUGGGUUACCACUGGCUAGAUGCUGUCAUCUUUUUGAUCGGUAUCAUUGUGGCUAAUGUUCCAGAGGGUCUUCUAGCCACUGUAACUGUAUGCUUAACCCUAACUGCCAAAAGAAUGGCGGCGAAAAACUGUCUGGUAAAGAAUUUGGAAGCUGUCGAAACACUGGGUUCUACAUCCACUAUUUGUUCGGACAAAACUGGUACUCUGACUCAGAACCGAAUGACAGUAGCUCACAUGUGGUUUGACAGCCAGAUAAUAGAAGCUGACACCACAGAAGACCAGUCUGGUAAUUUUGAAUUAGUCGGUCUUUAG
This is a messenger RNA of Limulus polyphemus (Atlantic horseshoe crab), 1190 nucleotides long. RefSeq names its product sodium/potassium-transporting ATPase subunit alpha-like. Gene Ontology annotation, biological process: sodium ion export across plasma membrane; intracellular potassium ion homeostasis; potassium ion import across plasma membrane. Gene Ontology annotation, cellular component: membrane. Lineage: Eukaryota; Metazoa; Arthropoda; Merostomata; Xiphosura; Limulidae. The transcript is spliced from 7 exons. The record is from RefSeq and is a predicted model, not a curated record. The coding region runs from base 93 to 1190 and encodes 365 amino acids. Gene Ontology annotation, molecular function: ATP hydrolysis activity; P-type sodium:potassium-exchanging transporter activity; ATP binding.